Molecule: messenger RNA, 627 nt
Organism: Moneuplotes crassus
Lineage: Eukaryota; Ciliophora; Spirotrichea; Euplotida; Euplotidae
Source: the annotation of a GenBank genome assembly
AUGAGUGGAGUCCACAAAGAUGUGCAUAAUGUGGGAUCACUAAAAACUUCCAUUGUAAUCAUAUGAAUGCAUUACAUAGAAAUACAAGACUCAUGUACACAAUCCACAUUUCGUAGAAGUGAUACUGCUCUUUGAUCAAAUUUCCUGUGGUGCAGUUGUGGCCCCAGAGUAAGAGCAAUCAAGCGAAAAAGUAUUUAUUUUAACUCUGGUCUUGUUUUUCCAAUAUAAUUUAAAAUAGAAUAUGUAAUCAUAAAAAGACAUAUGAUAAACAAGCAUCUCUUCUUUAGUGCAGGAUCAUUAGAGAAAGAAAACACAAAGAUGAAGAUAAUAAUAUUAGCGAUUCUAUUAAGAUUAACUAAAGCAUCCCAGCCGUUAGAAAUAGAUUUCCUGCUACUUUCCUCAAGUAGGUCCUUUAUCUUUUCAUCUCCUUCAUUGAAACUUCAAAUGAAUUCCUUCGUAUUUUUACAAAUAUCCAUAAUUGGUUGAAAAAUUCCCAUCAUCAAGUUCAUCAGGUAACUAUCCUUAGUCUGAUCGAUUCCUUUGCAAUCACUGUCUAACUCAGACCCAAUAAAGGAAUCCCUACUUCCAUACCCAAAACUAUGAAAACUGUUGCGUUUCUGGUUUCUU